UACUAUCAUACGGCGUAACAUCUGCACAUGAAGUUGAACACACAAGUGUAUGUGUGCCACUGCCACCGUGUGGUAGAUAGUUAAGAUAGUAAGCCUGGAAUGAUCAGUAGAAAUGUUGAUUGACAGGUGUCUACAAGUGCCUGAAUUUACCCUACUUCAUAGAUUCACCUUACGGUGAUGGCUUUACCAUUUGGUGUUGUAUAACUCCAGUUUUUCAAAGCGUAAAAUACGAAACAUUUUUAUUGCACCACGAUCACAUUACGACCGCAGCUUUCUUCAAAACCUCUGGUUACUUAUCUUCCGGUUCUCAGAACAGCGCAGCCGUAUGUCUCAAUGAAAGCAGAGAAGAAGGACAAAGUGUUUUGUUUGCAUGGACGAAAGAAGAGCAAUUUUACGAAGGAAUCUCUCUGUGGACCUAUUUAAAAAUGUACUCUUGGCGAUGCUUCUUCGCUAUUGUCUUUGUAAUCCUUUGGUACCUUUCAGAGUUCGGUCAAGUAUGGACACAGGCGUUCUUCUGCUUUUUAUGCCUUUUCAGUUUCCCUUCAAACAGUCAAGAACGUGAAAAAAGCACUCAGACGGAUAAUUUGAAGGAAGUAACGACAAAACAGAUAAAGAAGUGCCAUCAUGUUGGUGUCAGUGAUGAACCUGAUGCAACUGGGAAAGGUCAAAAUUUGUCUCAGACACCGCAAUAUCCACAUGUGCAGAAGUCACUCCUCCAGGUGUUUAAAUGUGCCUAUACCUACCUGGUCCAGCCCUGGUACACUGCCCCAGAACUUGUCGAUAGUCAGCCCUUACAUGGGGCACUACAGGAAGAGUUUAACCUGGUUGUUAAGAGUAUAAUUUGUAAAGCCAAAAACUUUGAUCUGUCUGCUACCAGUGUGGGUUGUGUUCGGAUUUUGACUCGGCACCUCCACAAUGCAAAGCAGUCAGACAGUUCCCCAAUGUUCAGCUCAAGGUCUGAGGAAAUGGCAGCUCUCAGAACCAUCUCUGAAGCUCUGGUGCAAAAUCUUAUUCCUGAGUAUCUCUGGAAACCAAAUCUUUACAAGUGUGUCCUAACUGAGAUUGUGGCCACGAAAGCACUCAACGUGCUUGUGAGUAACCUUUGUGAUCCAGACAACCUGAAUCAGAUGGUGGUUUCGCAGUUGGAUGUAGUAACCCCUAAAAGCUCACGUAGACCAGACGGAGAAGGAACACCAUCCUCCACAUGUAGUGAAGGGGCAGAGGUAUUUACAGAUGAAGCAGAAGGAAGUCAAUCUGAAGAAAUCAAAGAAAAGAAAAAGGCAGGCAACAAGUUGAAAGAAAAACUUUCUAAAUUUGUUGAUAAAGUAAAGUCUAAAAAUCCCCAAAAGAAAAAGCUUAAGAAGGAGAAAGUGGUUUUACAGAGAGCUUUAUCAGCACGCAGAUCUGUUGUUAUCGAGGGAGCGAGCCUCGAGGGCUCCAUCGGAAGCCACACAGACUCUGAAAAUGACAUCUAUACGGAUGUUUACGUAACAAGUGUCCAGGAAGACAGAAUGGAGUUUAAGCUUUCCUAUGAGAUGUGGCGAGUGGGAAAGUGGGCAGUCUGUGUUACAAAUGUUCAAAAGGAGAACGAUGAGUUGUGUUUCACAGUUCAUGUGGAAGAAAGAAAUAAUCCAGAGAAUCUCCACUGGGACGUGAGAAAGAUGCAGUCAGAUAUUCUUGAUUUUUAUAGUUUCUUGGAGGAUACAUCAGGCUUACCAUCUAUAUCUACAAUUGUAGAGAAAUCAAAGAUGGAAAUUGAUGACACAAACACAGAGGAUGUUAGAUCAGCUUUGGAGAAUUUUUUGCAAGUGUUGGUAUCUGAUGCACAACUUGGUCACAGUCAGCCCGUUUUCCAGUUCUUGUGUCCUCUUGCACGAUUAUUGAGCAAUGAGGAACAUGAGGGAGGUGUAUGGAGUCUUCUGAGUGGACUGGCAAACCUUCUCACUCCUGGUCAACAUGAGGAAGAGUCUCAUACCCACAAAAAGGUUGAUAAGCUUGAUGAAGCAGAAGCGACAGUAAAUUGUGCCGGACAGAAUGCAGUACAGCCAGCCUGCAUUGACACAGCUGAAGAGUCAGAUGGGACUGGGAGCACUGAGCCAAUGGCUACAAAGGGGUUUUGUACCCCCCAUAAUUUAGAGCUGGACAGGGAGGACAGUAAUCAAAUGCAAGAUGAACCUGAUAGUGCUACUGAUGGACAGGAGAGUCUUGCUGAGAGCAUAGACAGCUUUGUUCAUAGAUCAAAAUUACUGACUCCUGCUGCAUACUUCAAUGAUGCCAUCAACCCUAAUGAAGGAUUACAGGCCGACACAACUGGCGGCUUUAAAAGCUGCAAUCUAACCAACAAAAAGGAAAAGUUAACACACAAAAAGUCAAAUGAAUUGCAAAAGUCCAAAGGAAAAGAGAAAACGGGAGAGGCAAGCGAUCAGCCACAGGAACAGAAAAAAGAACUCAUCCACACCACUUGGGAGCAACUUGAGGCCCCAAAAGCCAUCUUUGAUUUAUUGAAGGAAGUAACUGGUAACUCUGUCUUCAUUAAUUUUUGUGUGGAUGCCAUUCUGAAGCCUUUCAUGUCUUUGGUUAAAAAGAAAGUAAACAACUUUUUAAAUAAGAUGAAUCCUACAGAAGCUCAGAUUGCAUCCUACAUUGAUACUUUCCGGGAGAGAAUAUGGCCGGAUGGAGAAAGAUCAGUCCAACAACCACCACCACCACCACGUGACAUUGUGGAAAAAAAAGAAACCAAGGAAAGGGCGUUACAACUCAUAAAUUCAAAAUAUUCAAACGCUCUAAUCCUGAAGAAGACUGAUGUGGAAGCUGUGUUCAAAAUUUUCCAGAAUAUGGACGAGAACAAGAAACUGGUUUAUAUGCUGCUGUCAUAUGUUUUGGGGGAGUUUCUGCCUGGAGAGCCUGCCUUUAAAACGAUAGCUAAUGUAACUGUGAAGGAGUUUGUUUCAUAAUAAUACUGUAUUUUUAUUAUUUUAAUACUGUCUUUUUUUAUGUGAAUUUUAUAUGGAUGUUUUUCAAAAAGGCAUUAUGAUAUAGGACUACCUCAGACACAGGCUCCUUUGUUAUUGCAGAUUUAAUGAAAUGUACUGUGAAUGUAUUCCACAUUAAUAAUAUGGCACAAUAUCUCAGGUCUGAUUGUAAAAACUCAUGUUUUAAAUAUACCUGUCUCUAUCACCAUAUGAGCAACCUCAUUUAUUUAUGUAAACUGUGCAGAAAGUCAUUUUCAUUUAAAUGGAUAGUUCAUCCAAAAAUGAAAAUUUUAUCAUAAUUUUCUCACUCUCAUAUUGUUACAAACCUGUAUAAAUGUCUUUGUUUUAAUGAACACGAAGGAAGAUAUUUUGAGGAAUGUUUGU
Messenger RNA from Paramisgurnus dabryanus, 3356 nucleotides. RefSeq lists its product as uncharacterized. The record is from RefSeq and is a predicted model, not a curated record. Gene Ontology annotation, cellular component: endosome. Gene Ontology annotation, molecular function: phosphatidylinositol binding. Lineage: Eukaryota; Metazoa; Chordata; Actinopteri; Cypriniformes; Cobitidae.